Messenger RNA from Ochotona princeps (American pika), 3678 nucleotides. It is a transcript of the gene AASDH, whose product is annotated as aminoadipate-semialdehyde dehydrogenase. The coding region runs from base 26 to 3289 and encodes 1087 amino acids. The transcript is spliced from 14 exons. Gene Ontology annotation, molecular function: protein binding. Gene Ontology annotation, biological process: amino acid activation for nonribosomal peptide biosynthetic process. NCBI's taxonomy places the organism in Eukaryota, Metazoa, Chordata, Mammalia, Lagomorpha, Ochotonidae. The record is from RefSeq and is a predicted model, not a curated record.
CCAUGCUCCUGGGCAGGGCAGGGAGAUGACACUGCAUGAGCUGGUCCGCCAGGCUGCUUCCCUGCACUGGGACAGAACAGCCGUAUGUUUCGACGCGUGUGACAGCCAGCCCCCUGAGUGCCACACUUACGGUGCCCUCGUGACCACUGCGUCCCGGUUAUCACGCUUCCUGCUGCUUCACUGUGACCUUGAAGAAAUUCGGCAGAUUGGCCUCUACUGCCAACCUGGUAUCAACUUACCUUCUUGGAUUUUAGGAAUUCUCCAGGCUCCUGCUGCUUAUGUUCCGAUUGACCCAGACUCUCCUCCAUCAUUAUCAGCCUACUUUAUAGGAAAAUGUGGUCUGAAGUAUAUCCUGGUGGAAAAAAAGCAAGUCAGUAAAUUCAGGGCAUGCCAUGAAGCAUUACUGAACCAGGACACAUUGGCCGUGGAACAUGAUGACCUCGUGCUCUUUAGCCUUCGUGGGGAAGAUGUGGCGGCGGACUUGAUGCCGACUGACGCAGAAGAGAAACGCGGGAGAGGAAGCAGCAAGGAGGACAGGGCGGCGGAGCACCUGGACGCGAGGCAGAAGCAUUGCUUGGCCUACGUCCUGCACACGUCAGGGACCACGGGGACACCCAGGCUCGUCAGAGUGCCGCACGCAUGUGUACUGCCCAACAUCCAGCACUUCCGGUUACUUUUUGAUGUCAACAAAGAAGAUACGCUGUUCCUGGCCUCACCCCUGACUUUUGACCCUUCUGUGGUGGAAAUGUUUGUUGCUCUGUCAAGCGGUGCCUCCCUGCUUAUUGUACCAGCGUCUGUGAAAAUGGUGCCGUCCAAAUUAGCUGCUGCUCUCUUUUCCCGUCAUAGAGUGACUGUAUUACAGGCAACGCCCACACUGCUCAGGAGGUUUGGGCGUCAGUUGCUGACGUCAGAGGUUUUAUCCGCCAGCACAUCUCUCCGUGUGUUAGCCCUGGGUGGGGAGCCGUGUCCCUCGCUGGCUGCCCUCCGAAGCUGGCGGGGAGAAGGCAAUAGGACACACAUCUACAACAUCUACGGAAUCACGGAGGUCUCCAGCUGGGCGACCUUCCACAGGGUUCCAGAGGAGGCUCUCAGCUCUGCUGCCAGACAGGAACUGCCUGUGCCACUAGGGUCGCCGCUGCUCGGAACAGUCGUGGAAGUCAGAGAUCCCAGCGGCUCCGCAGUUCACGAAGGAACAGGCCAAGUAUUUUUAGGCGGCCGACACAGAGUGUGUUUUCUCGAUGAUGAGACUACAGUCCCACUCGGCACCAUGAGGGCCACGGGAGACUUCGUGACUGUGAAAGACGGAGAGAUAUUUUUCUUGGGACGAAAGGAUGGUCAGAUCAAACGUCACGGCAAGCGUCUUAACAUUGAACUUGUGCAACAGGCUGCUGAAGGACUCGAGCAAGUGGAGUCCUGCGCAGUGAUGUGUAAUCAGGAGAAGCUGGUUCUCUUCGUGGUGUCCCAGGGGGCGUCAGUAAAGGAACACGUCUUGGAGGAGCUGCAGCAGCGCCUCCCAAGCCACGCAGUCCCUGACCAGCUCGUGCCGGUUGACUCGCUGCCGCUCACAUCUCAUGGCAAAGUGGAUGUGUCUGAGUUAAACAAGAUAUACUUAAGCUACAUAAGUUUGAAACCUGAGAAUAAACUAAGUGGAGAAGAAGAACUUUGGGGAAAAUUACAGUAUUUGUGGAAGUCUGUCCUGGGGGUCUCGGGAGAUCUUGCCCCGGUCCCUGAGGAGUCACACUUCCUGAGCAGCGGCGGCGACUCCUUGAAGUCCAUCCGGCUCCUUGGGGAGCUUGAGCUGCUCGUCGGGGCCCCAGUGCCGGGGCUCCUGGAGCUCAUCCUGGGCAGUUCCCUGUUGGACAUCUACCACCACAUCCUCCACGCGGCAUUUCCAGCUGGGCGUGUGGCAGCCUGCAGUAGGAGCUCCGCCCCGAAGAGGAAGCGCGGUGACUCAGGGCAGGAGGAAGCUUCCAGUGAGUCCUCACGGGAGGACGGUGCCUCGCCUUCAGCCAGCAAGCCCAGGGGCGUUGUCUGCGUUGCCCUGAGCAGGGGGAGUCAGGUUCUGGGGCUGAACACAGCGGAGUCAUGGGCCGCGCUGGGACCUUGCCCUUCUGCCUGGCACGGGGUUGUUUCUCAGAUGGAUGCUCAGCAGUCGAGGACCUUAGAGCCCCCAGCUCCCGCUGACGAGUCCAGAGAUGCACCAUGUGUUACCGAAGUUUCUCGAACCAAGGGGAAGCCUGUGCCAGUGGCUGUGAAAGCGGAGUUGCCUGUGAGGUGGAGGUCAGACACAGGCAAAUGUGUGGACGCGUCGCCCCUGGUUGUGGCCACAGCCGCGGGACUGUCACCUGCCACCGUGUACAUCGGCUCCCACUCCUGUAGAAUGCAGGCCAUCGACCUGCACUCUGGGAAGGUGAGAUGGGAGCAGGUCCUGGGAGACCGAAUCGAAUCCUCAGCGUGCGUGUCCAAGUGUGGGAACUUCGUGAUAGUGGGCUGUUAUGAUGGAUUAGUUUAUGUUCUGAAAAGCAACAGCGGAGAACAGUACUGGGUGUUUACGACGGGGGAUGCUGUGAAGAGCUCCGCAGCCCUGGACCCGUGCACGGGGCUCAUCUACGUUGGCUCCCAUGACUGGCAUGCGUACGCUCUGGACAUUGACAAGAAGAAGUGUGUGUGGAAGUUGCAAUGUGGAGGCGCUGUCUUCUCCUCUCCCUGCCUGAGCCUGAUGCCACAUCACGUGUAUUUUGCGACACUGGGAGGACAUUUAUUGGCUGUAAAUCCUGCUGCUGGGGACGUGGUCUGGAGACGCUGCUGUGGGAAGCCCCUCUUCUCAUCCCCCCGCUGCUGCCUCGGGUACGUCUGCAUCGGCUGCGUGGACGGGCGGCUGCUGGGCUUCACUCACACAGGCGAGCAGGCGUGGCAGUUCGCCGCCGGGGGACCGGUCUUCUCCUCCCCUUGUCCCUCAGCAUCAGAGCAGGACGUGUUUUUCGGCUCCCAUGACUGCUUCAUCUACUGCUGCAGCGUGCAGGGCAGCCUCCGAUGGAAAUUCAAAACCACCUCGCCCGUGUACGCCACGCCAUUUGCUUUCCGUGUCCGCGGGGAGACGCUGCUGGCGACAGCAUCCACCGAUGGCAAGCUGUGGGUCCUGGAGUCCGAGAGUGGGCAGUUGCAACAUGUGUACAAACUUCCCGGAGAAGUCUUCUCCUCGCCUGUGGUCUGGGACUCGUCGCUCGUUAUUGGGUGCAGAAACAAUUUCCUGUACUGUCUGGAUCUCACAGGGGAGGGCCAAGGAUGAUGGGCACGGCCCGGCAGCCUGCUCUGGGUGCGUAUGAAGCUGCUCUGCCAUCCCAGGGUGUCGGGAGGGCUCAUUAAAGAGUAUUUUGGUUAAGACACUUGUCUGCUACCCUUGACUAGAACAGUGAUGUUUUACUUUGCACAGGAGCAGCAGGGCUUUCAGAAAGAGCUUGAGUCCUAGCGAUACAGUAUUGCUCUCCUAGCAGUGAUGGGGAGUCUUAGGUGUUAGCCUGGCUGGGCCAGCAGGGACACUCACCAAGUGCGAAGACAUGAUGUCCAGGGCCUCUGUGAGGAUGUUGCUGAGGGAUUUGCGUGAGCAUUUGAGCCAGCCAACUGAAGGCAGAAAUCCUGCCUUACUGCUGUGGGUGCGAGUCCUUGGACCGAUGAGAC